CUGUCAGCGUCACAAUUCCCACAAUAUUGCGUCCAAGCAUUUCGACAAUGCUGAACAGAACAACCCAAUCCAAACCACAAUGAUCUACAUGCUGGCACUUGUUGCCAUACCAACGGUUGUCAUGGCAGCAGAUUACUGCAUGUUUCUCGGGAAGCAGUACGCAAUAGACGAGCAGUUCCAUCCGUCUCCGUGCCAGGUGUGUCUGUGCGUGGCGCCGUCUGUGGCCUGCACAACCUUUGAUUGUCCACCCGUCAUGUGUGUGGACAGUGUCCAGAAGAAGGGGGAAUGUUGUCGCACGUGUCCCAAUGGUCACAACUGCCAACAUGGCGGCCACGUCAUCAAGCACGGCGAGGUGUACAGGCUAGGAAACGGAACUCAGUGUCAGUGCAACAUCAACCCGUACCAGCACAGCCCUAAUGCCCAGGGCACCUUUACUGAUGCUCUGUGCGAUUAACAUUUAACCCUGAUAAUAUGAUGAUGAUAAUAAUAACAAAUAGCUGUCAUU
This is a messenger RNA of Haliotis rufescens (red abalone), 505 nucleotides long. Its product is annotated as von Willebrand factor C domain-containing protein 2-like. Gene Ontology annotation, cellular component: AMPA glutamate receptor complex. The record is from RefSeq and is a predicted model, not a curated record. Gene Ontology annotation, biological process: negative regulation of BMP signaling pathway. Bases 80 to 454 code for a protein of 124 amino acids. Gene Ontology annotation, molecular function: protein binding. The transcript has 2 exons. NCBI's taxonomy places the organism in Eukaryota, Metazoa, Mollusca, Gastropoda, Lepetellida, Haliotidae.